This is a messenger RNA of Amoebophrya sp. A25, 1587 nucleotides long. The record is from the annotation of a GenBank genome assembly. Lineage: Eukaryota; Dinophyceae; Syndiniales; Amoebophryaceae.
GCUGCAUCAACAGCAUCAUCUAGAGAGACUCUCUAGAUGCUCAAUGUGUCAUGUCAUGUUCUCAUUUCAAGUACAUACAUCUAGCUUCUCCUCAUUUUUCGUCUAAAAAAUCGAGAAGAAUGGCUUUCCAGAGUUACGAUACGUGCCCCAGCAACCGUCUGCUAUAGGCCGAAGCAUCUUCGAGAACUUGACGUUCGACUAUGAGCAGGGGGACCACGAUCACUCGCCCAAUCAUUCCUCGAAGGAUGGCGCCAGUGUCCUCGAUCUCUCUGCAACUACAACUGUCGACAAAAGCGGAGUGCAAAGCGCUUUAGAGCUGUCUUGCGCGUCUGAAUUUGUGUCGUCUUCAAUCGAGAAACACAGCAACCAGAAUGCAGAACAAGACUCGGACCAACUGCGGGAGAAGACAUGCACGCAGAAACGGGUACUGACUAUCUUUUAUGUUUCUACUUCUAGCUUUUAUGUUUUUUCUCCGUGCUGCACAGUUUUACCUUGUAUGGUUCUGGUAUUUGGUAACCUGAGUUUGAUCCUAAGGGUUCUCUUCUUGUUUUCCCUUAGGAUCAAACUCAGGUUACCAAAUACCAGAGCCAUUCAUACAUGCGGACUAACGCAGCCGUAGAAGGACUACAAUGUUCUAGAAGUACAGCUUUAGGACAAUUGGGUACAACAGAUCUUAUAUUUUUUUCGUUCUCGCCGAGUGUCGUAUAAUGUCGCCAAUUUGUGGUCCUCUACGAUCCCUAACCCACGACUAGCACUACUUAAAUUUGAAAAGAAUGAACAAAAACCCCUCAACAGGAGCUGCAUUCCAGUGUCGACGGUUUGAGCGGUGGAGAGCUUCAGAGGUUGUGUCUUGCACGCGCGCUCUACCAGAAGGACUCGAUCUACCAGAAGGACUCGUCCUCUUCGUCUUCUAGUUCUUCCCGGCGACCUAGGCUCUACAUUUUUGAUGAGGUCACUUCUCAGCUUGAUUCGGCUACGGAAAAGAAAGUAUUGGGGAGACUUUUUGGUGCAGCAGAGCAAGAAGAUAGUGGUUCUGGAGUAGCUGGACGAGGAGAACCAGAACCACGCGGAGGCAAAACGAAGAGUACAAGCAGUUCAUUGAUCAAAGAUGAUCCGAACAGUGCAGUGCUCUUGGUUACGCACUCCAUAGAGGCCUUGCAGUACUGCACGCGGUUUCUCAUACUCACCUCCACUGGCACAGUAGAAACGACGUCUAGAGAGACGGCACAGAAAUUGAUUGCUGAGAUAUAGUAGACGAUGUCUUUUUAGAAGACUUGCUUUUGUUUAUAGCAGCUUGCUAAGUCAGAACCCACUUUUCAUGCAAAUUUCUUGAAUAAUUAUGGCCAUACAUGUUGAUGAGAAGCAGGGGGUUGUUGGUGUAGAGGAUGUUGAUGAGAAGCAGUAAAUCUAGAUGUAGAUCGGUUUUCUUCGUCAUUGUCGUUAAAAAGUCGUUGUAGCGGUAGUUGGUUUUGUUGUAGUUGGAAACCUUCAUUUUCUAGGUAGAGCAGUUCUUGUUGUGAGUCUUGUCUCGAUGAGGGGAGGAGCGAAAAAGCUCAUGGUCGUCAUCGAUUUUCGCAGAGGUCGCAU